Sipha flava (yellow sugarcane aphid) is the source of this 4093-nucleotide messenger RNA. It is a transcript of the gene Sara, whose product is annotated as zinc finger FYVE domain-containing protein 9. Gene Ontology annotation, cellular component: early endosome membrane. The record is from RefSeq and is a predicted model, not a curated record. NCBI's taxonomy places the organism in Eukaryota, Metazoa, Arthropoda, Insecta, Hemiptera, Aphididae. The coding region runs from base 247 to 3933 and encodes 1228 amino acids. Gene Ontology annotation, molecular function: metal ion binding. Gene Ontology annotation, biological process: endosomal transport. The transcript is spliced from 18 exons.
GUUAAGAAUUGUAUGAAUAAAAAAAUUUUAUUAUUGCUGUUAUUGUUUAUUGGUGCAGUAGUUUGUGCUCUUAACUACGUAGAUUUAACAUAAUUAUGCCUGUAAGAUUUUAAAGAUAUUCCUAGUAUUAUCUCGGUUUUUAUGUUAAUUUUGUAGUUAAGUGUUGUUAUUCAAUUAAAAUAAAUGAUGGGAUAAACAUUUUAAUGUGAAAUUUUAAUUCGUUCAUCACGAACAAUUAUCUAUAAAAUGGAAAAGUUUGCUGUUGAUUUGGAUAAAGUACUCGAUGAGUUUGAGUUUAAUGAAGAAAGGGAACAACUCCAAGCAUCUAUUUCAAAUGGGCAAUCUAAUAUUGUAUUGGAAGCACAAGCACAAGUCCCCAUUUCUGGAAAAAUGUUACCAGCUGCUAGUUAUCGUCGCCCUGCAUUUGAACCCAUCAAUUUAGCUGAUGCUGAUUUUGGUGUAGAGCCAACUACCUCGUCGGCUAAUUCUGAUUUUUUACAAAAUGGGUUUAUUAAAUCUAUCGAACCAGAAGAAGUUGCACCACUCUUGGAUAUUGAUUUUACUUCAAAUGAAAAUACAGUCAAUAAUAUUUUAGACAUAAUUGAUGAAUACCAAUACAAACCAUUUAAUUCAAAUGUACCACCAGACCCUUAUGAUGAUGAAGACAUUUUAAAAGACUUAAGACCAGAUUUAUUAGAAUCAUAUGAUUCAGCUAAAGAAAGUGACAAAAACCAUUCAAUUGAUAAUGUCCAAAGGUUACCAGAUGUUGCAUCUUGUCCUGUAUUGAUUACCUCACCUGAUUCAUCAAAAGAUGACUGUACUAUAUCUAGUGAAUUACAGUCAUUAAAUACAUCAGAAAUUUAUGAUAUAGAUAGCACAAAUGCUGACUGUUCAGAUGUUGAACUUUAUAAAUGUCUUAGAGAAUAUGAAGAACCAGAAGACUUAUUGUCAGUGAAUUAUAAUGAUAGUAGUUCAGCUGAUGUUAUGACACCUCACUCUGAAUUUUCUGAUGAACUAAUUGCUGAAAAACCAUUAAUAUGUGAUGAUAGCUUGUCAGAAACAAAAGAUACAUUAUCAUCUGAAACUUCCAACGAUUUGCUAUCAAUUAAUAAUCAUGAUGAACCUCAAGAAAACAUAAAUGAACAAUUACCAUUGACUGAUGAAGAAAAAGCAAUACUUGAAGAAAUACUUGAGGACUCAUCAAAUUUAAAUGUUAGUUUUGAGGAAAAUAAAAUGUAUGAACAAUUAGAAAAUGAAAUGAAAGAAAAAAAUGUAGAUAUUGUUGAUGAGUGUGAAAUUACAAUAAAAAAAUCUCAAAAUAAUUUACAUGAGUACAGUGACAUUCCAGAUUUACCCAUUGUUCCUAAUUCAACUUUAGAAUUAGAAUCUCAAUGUGAUGAACCCAUUCAAACUGAUAACCAUUUAACAGAAGAAUUGCUAGAAACAAACUCUAAUAAUGAAGUUAUAAUAGAAAAUAAUGAAAAUUUGUCAGAACCACUAAUUGAAACUAUAUUUCCUCCAGAAAAAGAUCCAACAGACUCAUUAUGCAGUAUUGAAUCAACUGAAACUAUAUUAUUAAAAGAUGAUAAUCAAUUGAGUAAUAAUACAGUAAGUGAUUCAUUAGAUUCCCAAAGUACUUGUUCCUUGCCAUCUGAAGUGAUUAAUAGUACUGUAGAAAAUGUAGAGGAAAGUCGCAUACAACGACCUAGUACACUUGAUUUAAAUGGAACAACAAAUUGUGAAACUGAAUUAACAUCUACUUUAAGUACAGACUCAGAUUGUGUAUUAUCACUGAUUGAACGUCGACUUGGCAAGUUACAACCGUAUUGGGUACCAGAUGAAGCAGCAAAAAGCUGUAUGCGAUGUCAAUUAAAGUUUACUGUUGUUAAACGCAGACAUCAUUGUAGAGCUUGUGGAGAAGUUUUAUGUUCAAAGUGUUGUAAUUUACGAGCUCGUCUGUCAUAUAUGAACAAUAAUGAGGGACGAGUAUGCCAGCAAUGUUUUAAUACACUUGCUAGGGCAUCUCAAGUUGAACAAAAAGUGGCCACAAUUAAACAUCCAAAUCCAAAUAACCCUAUGGAGUAUUGUUCAACAGUUCCACCAUUACAACAAGUAGUUGAUUCAAAAAAUCAACCUGUGCCAUCCGUUUUAGUUCCUGUAAGCGUACUCAAAAGAGAAGGACGUGUGAAAUCAGAUAUCCCUAAACAAGUAAUGUUUAGUGAUGGUAUUCGACCUGGUGGAGAUUUAACUGAACUAGAUGGAUCAUCUGAAAGGAUUUUACCAAUACGACGACAAUCUCGAUCUUUAAAGAAGCUCAGUCCUACUGUUAACAAUGUUAUUUCUGCUAAUAGGAGGCCACUAAAUUCUCAAACACAAAGUUACAUACCUAAUAUUGGUUUACCGCCUGCAGCUAAGAAAGAUCAAGGUGAAUUGAUAUUUGAUGAUACUGAACGCCCAAUAGCCUUAAAUGAUGCUGAAACUAUGUUUGCUAUCAACCCAAAUUUAUUUCUUUAUGUUAAGAAAGUUUAUUUGGAUUGUUGUGUUAAACGAGAAACUUGGUGUAUGAGUACUGAAGGCCUUGCAUGUGUUGGUCAAGAUGAAGUAGUAAUAUUAUUGGAAACGCUUCCAAAUGAAAAACAUCCACCCCGUGAUAUAUUUUUAUUCAUAAAUAAUCUAUAUAAAAAUGCUUCAAUAGGCGUAACUGUAAGUGACAUGUCAUUCACGGCGCCAGUUAAUUCUACUUUAUUGGAUUCCAACAAUCAUGGAGGAUUUUUAUUUGUAAGACAAACAUAUCAGUGUAUGCAAAAAUUACGUUUACCAUCACCCCCAUAUUUGUUUGCUUUACUUGUUCAUCAAUAUGAAACACCUUGGGCCAAAAUGUUCCCUAUUCGUUUGAUGUUACGACUAGGAGCAGAAUAUCGAUAUUAUCCUUGUAUGUUAGUGUCCAUUAGAAAUCGAUCAUCUUUAUACACAGAAAUUGGUCAGACUGUCAUUAAACUUUUAGUAGAUUUUAGACAGUAUUCAUAUGGCCUACCAACUGUUAAAGGCUGCUAUAUACAUAUGGAUGAAAAACAAAUCAUGGUGCUAUUACCUCGAAACAGAUAUGAUCAAGUUUCAAGAUUAGUACUGGCAUCAAACCGAGGUCUCUUAGCAUUUGGUGCUAAUUUCAGUGCAAUUGCUGAUUCACAUUUAGUAUGUGUUCAGUCAACCAAAGAUGAUGGAAAUUACAACACCCAAGCCAUUAAUAUACACAAUAAACCGAGGCAAAUUACGGGUGCAAGUUUUAUUGCCCUUAAUGGAGAUGUUGAAGAUGAGGCUGGUACAAGAUGGCGUAUAGUAGAAGACGGAGUUAUGGUUGAAAUGUCAUCACAAAAAAUGGUAUUAUUGCGUGAUGCUCUUCGUACAAUGAAAGAUUUUGAAUUAUUAUGUGGAACUAAUGAUGAGCAAACAGUAAUAUUCCAUUGGACAGAAGAUGAUGUUAAUUUUAACAUUGGAGUUAAAAGUUGUAUUGAUGGCAAGCCAUUAGAUGGUGUAUACUCUAUUAGAGUGCAUAACGGAAUCGACUAUUCAGGGAAAAGACGUUUUAUUAGAUGGACAGAAGUUUUUGUUAUACAAUGUGAAGAAACAUCAGAUCGCGUUGAUGAACCUCUGGAUACUAGUAGAACUGCUGAAUCUAUAUCCAAGGCAACAUGUACUGCUUUAGUACCACUUUUAGAUUUAUUAUCUGCAGCUUCAUUGACUCCACUUGCUUUACGUAUUAUUAUUAAUCCAGAUUCGGUUGGAUAUGAAGCUGGAAGCGGAGAAAGUAAACUUCCUCCAAUAUAUAUGCAAAGUUUGGAUGAACAUCUUGUUCCAGUAGUGAAUGCAAUAGCAAUUAAAGCACAACAGUCGUCGGUAAUUUUGGAAUUGGUGUUUAGAGUUAUGGAACAUUAAACAAGAUAUUUAUUCCAUAGUGUAAUCAUAUUUUACCCUUUUAAAUGUGUAUUAUUCUUUGUUAAAUUAAACUACAUAUUUUUUCUUGACUGUUUAUCUAUCAAAUAUCCCAACACAUAAUUAUAUAUAAAUAUAUAUUUUUUAUUUUGUUUUAUUAUCA